Molecule: messenger RNA, 1225 nt
Organism: Hibiscus syriacus
Lineage: Eukaryota; Viridiplantae; Streptophyta; Magnoliopsida; Malvales; Malvaceae
Exons: 6
Coding region: 125-1114 (329 amino acids)
Source: RefSeq, a predicted model, not a curated record
CCUGGAGAAAACCAAAAGGCAGAAAACAAUAUGAGCUGAUCAUUGCCAUGGUAUUGAUAUAAACCAAAGUGGUGGAUUUGUUCUGUUCCAUUCGUUGUUUUCAGCUGCAUAUUGAGGAUUAACAAUGGCGGGAAUAGCAAUAUUACUAGAUCUAUACAAGAAAAAAACCUGCUUUUACUCUCCACAAAGCUUCCACUCUUCUGGGUUCUUCUCAGCCUCCGCUGCCGCCGCAUCGGCCGCUGUUACCGUUGCUGCUGGAACCCCUUUUGCCUCCAGGUUUCUUUUUGGGUAUCCCAAGGUUUCUUAUUGUGAUGCUAUUGCAGACUUACCCGAAGAUCACAUUUCAAUAGCAAAGAGACGAUCCGAAGAUUUCUCGAAGAAUGAUUCUCUCAAAUACACUGGAAAGGAAUAUAAGAUUGAGCUGAAGCCCCUUUUCUCUGCUUUCGAGUUGAAGCCGUUUGCUAUGACAACCUUGAGGUCAUUUCUGUUGUUCUAUUUGCCUUUGUUGGAGCCUUCUUUGAACACAGAGGAGGAAGAUGAUGAUUUCCUGCAAGACUCUCCGGAAGAGUGCCGUAUCGAUUUAGUUGUUCCCUUCAAAAAAUCAGUGAAGCAAAUCAUUCGUGAGACCACCGUUGUAACAACAAGACGGGUUCUCGAAAGACUUGCCGUCGUUUAUGUUUCACAACGCAUGGCGUGGAAACUCCUUAAAGAUGUUCCGAAAUCAGCUGUCCGGAAAUCGCAAAGGGGAAUGCCUACGACGGUGUACUUCUUCAGAGUUAGCAGAACAACUUUCAGAGGUCACCUUCUCGGAGUUGCUGCGGCAUGGAUUGUCCAAACCGGUAUCGAAAUCUACAAAUGCUUUUCUCGCAUAACAAACUCCAAAGAGAGUGAUGGGGUCAACACAACAGUGCAAGCUAAACUUCUUGGAAAGAAGAUUUCUGGUGUUACCAUCAGUUGUGGAGCAUCAUUGAUUUUUGCUUCCGUUGGAGCCGGGAUUGGCGCUACUCUUAUACGUCCAUCGAUCGGUCAGUGGAUUGGCUGUGCUGCCGGAGACUUGGCCGGACCGAUUAUAGUAUCAUUUUGCCUUGAGAAAGCUUUUCAUGUUGAUCUCUAAAGCACUAGGUAUAUUACCACUCAACUAGUUUAAAAUUCACUUUUGUAGAGAAUUUAAUGAGAUUUUACCAAUAAGAACACACUGUUGUAGUUUUAGGGUUUGAUUUUGGCA